Messenger RNA from Oppiella nova, 1485 nucleotides. Lineage: Eukaryota; Metazoa; Arthropoda; Arachnida; Sarcoptiformes; Oppiidae. The record is from the annotation of a GenBank genome assembly.
AUGAUAUUUAAUAACAAUUUCAUAGACUGUGAAUUAGUUUCAACUCAACUCACAGAUAGUACUAAAAUAAUUGGUGAGAAAUUCAAAGUUGUCGAUAAAGAAGUUUAUAGGUUUUUAGGUAUUUCUUACGCCAGUGCACCGGUAGGUGAUCUACGGUUUAAAAAACCGGCUCCAGUAGACAGUUAUGGUGAUACCGAUGUGUAUAACGCCACUCAAAUGCCUUCCCCGUGUAUUAACUACCUGAAUGGUGUCGAUCCAAGUGAGAUGCCGUGGAGUAGUCCACUGCCCGGUGAUGAGGACUGUCUGUAUCUAAACAUAUGGUCACCAAAUAUCUCCGGUGACAUAACCAAAAAAUUGUACCCGGUUAUGGUAUGGAUAUAUGGCGGUGCUUUCCAGACCGGUUCCAUUGAUCUGGACUUAUAUGACGGCCAAACGUUGGCUACAACCGGCGAUGUAGUGGUCGUGACAUUCAAUUACAGGACCGGAGUUUUUGGACUUUUCUAUGACGGCAGUGACGAAGCGCCCGGAAAUCUGGUUCUUCACGACCAGAGAAUGGCCUUACAGUGGGUUCACAACAAUAUUCAAAAGUUUGGUGGCGAUCCACAAAAAGUUACUCUGUUUGGUGAGAGCGCCGGCAGUAUAUCCGUUGGAAUUCAUUUGCUGUCUCCUGAAUCGUCUAAUCUGUUCCAACGGGCAAUCCUUCAGAGCGGGAGUCCGUAUCAUAAUAUCGGAGGUCUUCCGUCAGAAGUGGCCCUAAAACAGUCAAAAUUGAUCGCAAAAGACGCCAAUUGUUUGACGCCUCAAGAAGUCAUUGAUUUGAAUUGUAUGCGAAGAAUGAGCUCAAAUCAAAUCAUAGCUAUCUAUAAGGAUAUCUACACAAGAGGAAUAGCAUUGCAACUGAUAUUUGGCGACGAGAUAUCACAGCGACAUCCUAUUCACGCACUCGACCGCAGACUAGUGAAUGUCACGGACGUCCUCAUCGGCACCAAUAGGAACGAGGGCUCGAGUAUACUGUUUAUGGGAGUGCCGGACAUGUUCUCCAGGAGGGCGCCCAUCAAUAUCACCAAGACAUACGCCAUUCAAUUCAUUAAAGCCAUGUCCGAGAGCUGGUGGUUGGGCGCGCUGUCGGACCACCAGUUCCUGCAGAUCACAGAGUACUAUAUGUCGGCGAUAGAUGAAGACGAUUACGUAUCGGUGCGCCAAUCGCUGGUCGACAUCAUCGGCGACUCGCUCUUCAUCUGUCCGUCAGUUUAUUUGGCGGAGAGUUUGUCGCAGAUUAACGGCUCGAAAGUGUUUUACUAUCAGUUCACUCAUAUCAAGCACUUCGGCAACCAUUGGGGCCAAUGGAUGGGUUCACCGCAUUUCGAUGAAAUCCAGUACGUAUUCGGCCUUCCGCUCCGGUAUCCGCACCGGUAUAGUGAGCCUGAAAUGCAGUUAUCCAUGAAUUUAAUGAAAAGUUGGUCCAGUUUUGCGCGAAACGGGUGA